AUGUCUUUUCUUUACGCGACAAGCGCUACUUACCGCUGGAUCGUGAGGCGAUCUAAGUCGAGUCCUCUCUUCUUCGCUGGCUUCGCUGCCAUCUGCCUGGCGUCCGCCUUCGCCGCUGCCAAGGGCGUGCAGGCAUUAACUAACCCCAGCGACGAUUCGGAGCGAGGCAAGAAGGACCGCGAGCUGCUCGCCGCUCGCCGAACCGACGCUCUGAUACUAGCAUCAGCCAACAAGCAGCGAGUGCAGGACAUGCUGCAAGAAAUUAAGGAGGGCAGGGACAUCAACGACAGGUACCAGGCAGCGCUCAGGGGGAAGACACUAGUCAGACCACAUGCUCCAAGCCCUGCUGCUUCUGCUCCCUCCACUUUUUCAUCCACGAAUGAGAGUUCCUCGGACACAACUGCUCCUUAG
Closterium sp. NIES-65 is the source of this 411-nucleotide messenger RNA. Lineage: Eukaryota; Viridiplantae; Streptophyta; Zygnematophyceae; Desmidiales; Closteriaceae. The record is from the annotation of a GenBank genome assembly.